AGGCCCCUUCCGCCAUCUCCAAAAUCAGUGAAUAGAGUCUUCGUCACAUCACAUGGCUCUGAUUUCUUCAGUAGUCACGUCUCCCUCUGAAUCUUCUAUUCCUCUUUCACUCUUGAAGACCUUUGUGAUUAUGCUGAGCCCAUCCAAGUAAUCCAGGAUAAUUUCCUGAGCUGCAGAGUCCCUUUGUCCUGUAAGGUCACACAGGCAGUCCUUCUUAGAUUGGCUACCUGACUCCAUUUUGGAGCCCUGAACCAGAGUGAUGCCAUUUUGCAUAUCAUGUUUCACAUUUCCAUCUCUUGACAUGAGGAAGCACUGAUGAUCAAUCAUCAGUUGGUCAGCCACAGAUGUGGUUGCACUGCCGUGAUCCAUCACCUUCCAAAGAUGCAUCCUGACUUAUCUCCACACUUGCACACUGAAGAAUGCAACAUCUUGAUUAACUUGCUUAAGGAAUGUCACAAAAAUCACAACAUUCUGAAAUUUUUUGGUCAUUGCAACGAUCUUGAUCGGAAGAUGAGAAAAUGCUUGAACAAAGAGUACAUGGAAAAGAGGACCAAGAGCAGGGAGCUUGGUGAAGCGAUGCGAAAGAGACUUGUUAAGCCUCCAGAGGAAUCUGAAAAAUAAAUUAUAUUUCCAUUGGAUGCCUUGGCUAAGAGAAGAUUCUUGGUUGAUAGCUGAAAGAAUCCUGUCUUAUUUGGUCUCUAGAAUCCUUUGAAUGGAAAGUGACCCAUGAGAAACUGGACUAUGGAGAAAUAUGAAAACCCUGGAUUCUGAAUAUCUGUUGGGAAGAGCCUUUAGUACCAUCCCUCCUCUGCCAGCAAACCUGACUUCUACCAUGUUUCUUCCCUUUGUUUACAACCAGUUAACAUUUAAGUAACUUAUCUCCCUCAAUAAAAUAAUUUAUUUAAA
This is a messenger RNA of Lemur catta (Ring-tailed lemur), 906 nucleotides long. RefSeq names its product COX assembly mitochondrial protein 2 homolog. The transcript has a single exon. Gene Ontology annotation, cellular component: mitochondrion. The record is from RefSeq and is a predicted model, not a curated record. NCBI's taxonomy places the organism in Eukaryota, Metazoa, Chordata, Mammalia, Primates, Lemuridae. The coding region runs from base 316 to 621 and encodes 101 amino acids.